AUGCUCGAAGCAGUAUUCUACAUUCGUUUCCAUCCUGCCAGAGGCCCAUCAGUAAUCUACCAAUCCCCAUCCCGCUGGGUAACGUCCCACUCGCGAGAGGAUCAGGAGUCAAGACCAGGACAAGGUCCAUUGUUGUCCUUCCAGAACAUAUCAGCCUAUCUCAUCCCACCUUAUGACCUCUGUAAUCGUGCCCUGUCAGUUACCACGAAUGGCCAUGCAGUCCUAGGGUACCCAAUCAGUCUUGAGGACCCGAAGUACGAGAGGAACCGGUUCACGUUCAACGUGUGCUUUGUGCUCCGCGAAGACGUAGAUGCUAGACCAUGGACGCGAGUUGUGGAGAAGACGGCGGCAUUCUUCACGGCAUUAGAAGUCGAAGAUGGCUUAUUGACGGCCGAGGAGGACCGGGACGACAAGACUGAAGUUGACCAGGAUACGAACGCCACGUUUUUGUCCGAGGAUGGCGAUCAAAGGGUCAUUCAUAAAAUCUUGGAGACCAUCAGGAGCCAACUCAACAGAUAUGGCGAAACAUGUAUCCGUGUAUCAGACAUUCACGUCCUGAACCUCCGCCUCGAGACACCGCCCAAGCCCGACACGCCACCUAAGGUCCGAACAUGGGACGUACCUCUCCUCAUCCGAGCACUACCGCCCGAAGAGGACUGCACACCAGACCUCACCCUACAGAGGAUCAUCCCCUUCCUCGACGGCAUCAAACACAUCAGCCUAAUAGCAACCCAAGCGGACGUCGAAGUCAAACUAGUCAAACGCGGAAUCCGUGAACUACUCCGCCACGACUACGUGAUCCCUCUCGACCUCUUCCAUUUCGCUGCGAUCUACACAACAACUGCAGACUUCACCUCGUUCGUCAACGACACAGAGACACUAGACGAAUGCCGGAACUACAUCACGGCCACCACCAGCACAAGCGCCAACCCAGACGACAAAUCCCCAAGCAUAACCAACCAAACCCUGAUCCACCUCUACACCACCCUCACACCCGGCCUGCCCCUCGACGACUUCACCCUCACCCACCUCCCCACCCUCACCACCCACGGCAUAGACAUCCGCCGCUUCAUAACCUUCGGCAUAAUUAAGUCCUUCCUCCGCCGAAUCCAUAAAUACGGGCUCCUCAUCCCUACCACCAACCCCACCACCCAAACCUACCUCUCAGGCUCCAUCCAAAGCAAAACCAGUCCCAACGAAGCAGCGGUGCGGGAAUUCGAGCGCGCAUGGAAGAAAGCGGCGUUGAGUUCAGGAUGGGCGACGCCGCCUUCUGAUCCUCCGCCUGUGCAGUUGAGUAAGAAGGUGAGUCGGACGGCUAGUGCUCAUGGUCUGGAGGAAGAUUUUGAUGAGGAGGAGAAGGAGAGGUUGCGAGGGUGGUUAGAUGGAACGCAUUGUUUUGAUGAGAUAUGUCUGGCUAUGAAGAUGACGGAGAAGAAGCUGAUGGAGCGAAUACGGAGGAGUGACUUAGGUGGUGAGGUUGUGCUGUUUAAUAAGUAA
Messenger RNA from Recurvomyces mirabilis, 1497 nucleotides. RefSeq names its product Nitrogen permease regulator 2 (gene NPR2). The record is from RefSeq and is a predicted model, not a curated record. Gene Ontology annotation, biological process: positive regulation of autophagy; negative regulation of TORC1 signaling; cellular response to amino acid starvation. Bases 1 to 1497 code for a protein of 498 amino acids. Gene Ontology annotation, cellular component: vacuolar membrane; GATOR1 complex. Lineage: Eukaryota; Fungi; Ascomycota; Dothideomycetes; Mycosphaerellales; Teratosphaeriaceae. The transcript has 2 exons. Gene Ontology annotation, molecular function: GTPase activator activity.